This is a messenger RNA of Schistosoma haematobium, 9360 nucleotides long. Its product is annotated as GPN-loop GTPase 1, variant 2. Gene Ontology annotation, molecular function: GTPase activity. Lineage: Eukaryota; Metazoa; Platyhelminthes; Trematoda; Strigeidida; Schistosomatidae. Bases 62 to 424 code for a protein of 120 amino acids. The record is from RefSeq and is a predicted model, not a curated record. The transcript is spliced from 3 exons.
AAUUAUGAAUCAGCUUGAGCAAGAUCUGCGGACUAAACCGAUUUGCCUGAUUGUCCUUGGUAUGGCAGGUUCAGGCAAAACGACAUUUGUGAAGAAGCUAACUGAGUAUUUAACAGUUUCAUCAAAUUCGUCGUAUACAAUUAAUUUAGACCCAGCAGUUUAUCAUAUUCCGUACAAUCCUAACAUUGAUAUUCGCGAUACUGUCAAGUUUAAAGAGGUUAUGAAACAAUAUGGUUAUGGACCAAAUGGAGCUAUUAUGACAUCGUUGAAUUUCUUCGCCUCACAAUUUCAUAAAGUUGUGGAUAUAAUUAACAGCAACUCCGGAAAGGUUUCCUAUGUAAUAAUCGAUACACCUGGACAGAUUGAAGUGUUCACAUGGUCUGCUUCAGGAACUAUUAUUACAGAACUAUUAGUUUAUAUUUAGGGCAAUUCUUUUCCUACUCUAAUUAUAUACGUAAUGGAUACUCCACGAAGCCACAAUCCUAUCACAUUCAUGUCUAAUAUGCUCUAUGCUUGCAGUGUGUUGUAUAAAAUGCGACUUCCGUUUAUAUUAGUUCUCAAUAAAGUAAGUACUGUAUAAUUGCUGUUGGAUUUUUUAAAUCUUUAUUUGACCUACCUUAUGUAUCUAUUACUAUGAUUCUUUGUUUAUCAAAUAUUACUUUGAUUUUGUUUGUUAACUAUAAGAUGCUUCGCAAAACUUCUAUCUUCGCUUCUAAUCAUUUAAACUGAAUAUUUUAUUCAAGUGAUGCAUCUAGCUAGACAAUAAGAUAAUGUUAGCGCCGUAAAGCUUAAUGUUCUCCAAUUCUAUUGGGCACAUAUAACACAACUUUCUGUAUAGAGUUCUCAAUGCAACUCCAUAAGGUAUAAGUUGAUGAAUGUUAACGAUGAAUUCGAUUAUUAUUUAUGUUCCUUUGGCUGUUCUGUUAAUUGGAGAUAUAGUUCAGUGGUUUUAACACUCAAUUACUAAUCAUGAUACUAUCUGUUCAGACUGUCCUCCCUUAUUUUAGUCCCGAUCGUUGCUGCUACCUUGAUGUGGUGGUCGGGCCUGCCUAUCGUGCUGAACCAUUCGGGUUAUACUGGCUGGAACGAUCAUCCCUCAAGGCUCUAUCAUGCCAAGCAAGUCGGUUGAAGAGUGGUAAGACUAAAAGCAGCAAACCCAAGGUCCGAGGGCGAGGUCGUACUGCUGACUGUACAGAUGUAUGACGGCGGUAAGGUGUUUCCUUCAGACAAACAGCAUAGCAGCAAUGCUGUAUUCUCAAAAAGGAGGGGUGGGGUUAGAAGUGGUCGAUUUUAAAAAUGCACACCCCACCUUAUCCCACGGAUUUCCGUCUCCGGCGGUUAGGUCUCAAUAUAUACUAAGCUAACACAAAAACUACCUACAAAAUGGUCGUGUGUGACCGGCCUCAAGCAGCUGUUCCUUGAGCAUUACGGUUACGCUCUCAAAUCACUAAGAUGAACUCUAACCGAAUUUCCUUUUCUGGUAUUUAUAGAAGAACCCUUUUACGAUGUGGGUAAUCAGGAUGUGGUAACCACUCUCAUACCUCCAACAACACUCAAGACCAAUUCCCUCCUCCUUUAGUAUAAAUGUUUGAAUGAUGUCAUCAUCUCUCACUUAGGUAGGUUCAUAUCAAAGUCUAGUAAAUAAGUUCCUAAAAAGCUGCAAACUUAGUUUAUUGGGAUAUUACUCACUGCUAAUGAUCUAACACUGUAAACAUGCAUUGAGUAAUUUAGGUGAACUACAAAAAAUACGUAAUAGUCAUUUUUCUUUCUAACAGUACGAAUACUGGUUAUCUUGUAUCGCUCAGAAAAUUGCUUCCUCAUCUUCAAAUAAAAUAACUCUGUCGUCUAUGUCCUACACAUAUCGAAUUUCCGUAGUAUAUCAGUUCCUGAAAAACGAAGUGUAAGAGAAUUCUUUAUAACACUUUCUAAAUGCAGAAGUGAAUCGUUGGAGAUUUAGUCCGUUCACUUGGGAAAAUGCUCCGUUCUCCUCAUCGAAACUAACAUGAUGAAAAAAUGCUUUCUUGUUUCGUAACAGAAGUGCACGAUAAAUAGAAUGUACAAGUCUUCUGUCAUUAUUUAUGUGCUCUUUAGCUGACAAUGUUAAAAAUUGCUCCUACUUAAUAUAACAAUAAAGCAAAUUUAAGUAAAACAGAACUAAGCAUUUAUAGAUGUAUUUGCCACUUAAUUUUAGACAUAAGAGUGUCGUGUGACUGGUUCAGAUUGCAUAAAAAAUUGCAUAGUUUAUUGUCAGAUGAUAACCAGGGCAUUGGUCUAAUUCUUAGAUUUAGCUAAUGAGAAUCAUUUUAUCACGGAAUCCAAUAUAAUUGUUAAUCUCGUGAAUGACAAUACAACAUUCAACUAUUUGAUCGUUAUAUUUUCGAAAGAGAAUAAUGUAGCCAGUAAUUCACCCUUCUUGCUUGUGCAAAUACUUCAGAACCUUAUAUACCUACUAGUUCUAUGGAGAAAUAACAACGGACUUAAAUGUAUCAAUGCCGAGGAUGGACUUGAUAGUCUCAAAUACAUUAAGCAUUUGGUAGAAAGUUAAUUAUAUAUAUUUCAACAGUAACAUCUUUUACUAUAACGUUCAGCGAUACAGAUUUAAGUAUCUAAGUGAAUACGUAUUUGAUGUAGGAGGUUCCUAUUUGUCUUGUUGAUGGGUGUCCAUACUUAUGAAAUGUGAUUCUAUCAAAUACUGUUCACUCUCUACAAAAUCAAGUGUAAUUAAGUCACAUUUCUGUCCACCCCUAUUUCCGAAUGUAAAUGGGAUUGUGUAUUUUAUGGGUUUACCAGUGGUUACCGUUGUAAUUGCUAUUUCCGUAAAAUAUUCGUACGAACUGAGGUAUAAAUAAGGGACUAAAAUUUUUUUGCAUUUCACCUUUUUCACUUUUUUUUGUAAGACUGACAUUAUAGACUGUGAUUUCGCCAUUCAAUGGAUGAGGGACUUUGAAACAUUUCAAGAUGCUCUAGCUGGUCAUCAAUCAACUGAUGGACCAUCUGAAAUGGAAGGUGAUAAUCCUUGUCCUGGGACAUCACCAUACAUGAAUAGUCUGGUUCAUUCUAUGUCAUUAGUGUUAGAUGAAUUCUAUAGUACUUUGCGUUGUUGUGGUAUCUCGUCGAUAACUGGUGAAGGCAUGAGAAAGUUUGUGGAAGAGAUUGAUGAAGCGAAAGAAGAAUACUUUAAGGUUUGUGAUAGUUUCUUACAUGAAUAAUUUUGUGUUUAUAGGUAAUAAUUAAAUGUUUCAAAGUAUUAUCACGCUGUUACUUUGUAAAAUGACUACUGAUCAGUGUUGAGGACAGGCUUUGAUCUAUUAUCAUUACCCGAAGUCUCAAAAUGGAAGAGAGCACCUUUAAUUUUGCCUUUUUAUCACAAAUUAGUUAUAUGGGCAACGGGGAAGUGACAGCAAUGCUUAUAACAACGCCCAAACUCUCCUUGUUCGCGAUCUAAUCCCCUCUUCGUUUCGUAGUAUUUUUCCUUUCCUUACUAUCAUCCCUUCUGCAACUUCAUCUUUUUUCUGUGCGACACCAGUUCUGACGAUCCAAACCCACGAAAUCCUCUUCUUGGUCUCAAAACUACAUAUCCGAGCUUUCAGUGUGCGAGCCCCAUGUCAAAUCAAACAGGCUUCAUAAGCUUGAAAUCUGGAAUCUCGCGCCACUGACAAAUACGGUAUCUCCCAAGCUUAGAUAUAGAAUCUCAGUGUGGCCAUUCAUUUGACCCAUCUUGGUAGGUAAACUCCAGGAGUUUUUAAGGAUGUUGGUCCAUUCUCAGCAGCUAAACUGUCUGGGAUACUAGCUAGAGUUUGGGAGCCGGACACAAUCUAACUGGAUUGAACUCAACCACGGAUUGUCCCAGUCCACGAGAGAUAAUAGAAAUUAUUUCAUGGUAACCACAGAUCAAUCAGUUUUACUAAUAGAUCAUCUACAGUAUUACGCUUGAUAACCAUCCGACGCUUUUCUGAGUCUCUGUAAUCACAUGCUUCUGGAGACUAGUCUGUUUUUCGGCCUGAGCGUAAAUGUAUCAAUCGAAUUUUCAAUCCUACUUCCCAACUCCAGACUAUAAUUAUAUCCGUUGAUCUUAAGAUUACAUUCGACUUCGUCGAGUGUAUGAUUUCAUCUGUGUUCAUUAUUAAAAUUUGUAACUAAAAAAAUACCUAGACUUUUUAAUUGCUUUCUAACUAAACACUUGAUCGAGUCAGCGCCUAUAGCAAACUAUCAUCGGAAUCGCCAACCUCAAACGGUGUUCGUCAGUAUUAUCCACUAUUUACCUAUUCACUUAAUUUUGUCGUAAAUUUCCUUCCAGAACUAAAACCUUAUUCAUAUAUUUUUUUCAGGAAUUGAUCUCUCUCCUCUAAACUCACUAAUCCACCUGGAGUACAGAGCUAACAUAGUAUUUUUUAAUGAAAACGUUACCAUAAUGCAAAAUCUCUUGUAUGCCUUGAAUAGCGACGCAAGUAUGAUUUUAAUGCUUUUCUCUCCAUUUAAAUGCAAAAUUGUUGAUUCAAGACUGGUCUGUGUCGUCACCAACAUUUGAUCCAUAAGAGAUAAAUUAGUUAGGUGCAUUGAUCACUACACUUAUUGCAUCAACCUUUAUUGCUCGCAUCAUGAUUCACUAACUUUCAACGGAUAUAGAGGGAAAUCAUUUGCUUAUGUGAUGUUAUUUAAAAUAUUGCAGCUUUUAUUUGAUCCGCUCAAGAUCAUCUACCGUUGGCUUCAAAUUCUAGUUUUUCUGACAAAGAUUAUUGUUAUUUGAUGGAUCAUUGAUGCUACAUUGUUUCAAUCUCUUCUAUUCAUAUUGUUAUUUUCACUCCAUAGUGCUAAUGUGAUAUGCCAAGUUGGGCCAAUUCACAUCUGUCCCAGGUUCUAAGUUGGUAUUUGUUUCUGUUUGAAUGAAGUGUCAUUGCAGUAGUCUUCUUUGCAUUUACUUAUUUAUAUUCUGAAGAUAGCAAAAUUGAUAUCUCACUAUUCUGAAUAUAUUAGUAAUAGAACCUCUUGGAUUUUAUGCAGCAUUUUUCUUGUGUGUUCGUAUUUUCACCCGAAUUCCAUAGUGUUCGCUAUAUACUAUAUUGUAGUCUUCCUUAUUACUCUUCCAAAACCUCUAUUCACUUUUCUAUGGAAACGACAAAACAAACAGUUUAUAACUGUGAUGAGACGGCUUUUGUGCCUGUCGGAGAUGAUAAGGUUUAAGUUGUUUUGGUAUCUAAAAUCUAACUUGAUAGUGUAUGCUGAAAAUGGUUAUUUUUUUAUAUGCAUCACAGCUAGGCAUCAUAAUUUUCAAGAGUUUGUCACUACAUCAUAGGUCUUAUUAUCUUGUAUUCAUUCACAGAUAAAUCUUCCGAGUUUGUAUGCUAAACAAGAAAAAAACAAGCAAAAUUCAAGUGGUAAGUUAGUAUUAUAUAUAUAUCUUAUGCAGUAAACUGUGGACUAUACAUACCGUAUAAGAUUUGAACACGCGACUCAACGUACUAAUCAAUUCCAGUGAAACAUGAUUCGACACCGUAACUUAGGGAUCUAAACUGACGUUAUAGUUGUACUAUUCAAAUAAUGUGAUAAAGAUCUAUAAAAUCUAAUCAAUAUUAUCCAUUUUUCUUGAGGGUUGUAUCACUAAGUUAGUGUGUAAGACUAUUCACUCCUUAUUAUGGAACUGCCAUUCGAUUUGGACUAAUAAGGACUUGACACACAUGACAUUGAUCACCACCCAGUGAUCAAUCAAUUGUGAAUGCAUCUCAGUCCUACAGGAGGUCGGUCGCGGCCCGAAUAGCCUAGUAGUAACUCCUCUGACUGUGAAGCUGGGUGACACGGGGACGAAUCCGUUCCAGUCCCCUCAAGAUUACAGGUACACCUUGCUGACCGACGAGUGACAAAUAGCACUAAACCCGGGUCCAGGGUUUCCUGUUGACUACCUCCAACCACCAUCUUAUCUCAACAUAGUGCACGCAAUGUUGAGUCACCUAAACUAGUGGCUACAUUGCAACUUGGUUGAUAACAUUCGAUCUGCACUAAUAAGGACUUGACACACAUGAGAUUGGUCACCACCCAGUGAUCAAUCAAUUGUGAAUACUAGUACCCUGCUUCAAUUAUUAAUAUUUCAAAUCUAUUUAACAAAAAUUGUUUUUGAGUUAUUACUUAUCGGAUUUUUAUGUUUGUUUUGCAUUCAGAUAAAUCUAGUAAGUGUCAUUCAUCCAAACAUGGAUCAAUGCUUUUGGAUUUGGCUGGUAAUGAUGACGAAGCUGAAAAUGAUCCGCUACCUGAUGUUGAUGGUAUAGAAAUUCGUCCACACAGUGAUUCAGAUGAUAACGAUGAUGAUGAUGAAUUUUUAGAAUCAAAAGAUCUCACAUCUAUUCAAAGUAGGUUUCAGUUAACUAAUCAAAAUUUUAAAUGAUAACAAAGCGCUUAAUCUUAAAAAAGUUCAUUCUGAGGAGAUUGUCUAUCAAGUUAUGAGAUUUCAUAUUAUGCCACUUAUUUACUCUCAUAUUUGUUAUAAUCCAUUGUUUUACGUUAAUCGAAGCGCCCCCAAAUGCCUUGGUACGACCGAGAGUGGGGAGAGUCCGUUCUCCCUCUCGAAAUACUCUCACACGGCCACGCGUAUAUAGCCUCUGCCAGGGAAGUCCCACUCAUUGCCUUCUCGUGGCGGGGGUGUUGUUUACGAAAAUGAGAGAACGAAAAGCAAAUGUCCGGCGCUUUAACCGGAUCCCAAACCAAAUUAAUGGUGCACAUGGGCUCCAGUAUCCUGAGGGAACAAAUGGCGUACGAACCAAUUGUUGGUCACCGGCUACCAUCGGACUGCAUCUCCGUACUUUGCUCUACUGCCUUGUGGAUCAGACCUUCAGGUUAAAGGCUCGGAGAGUGUCCCCCUAAGAUAACCACCUGUUCCGGUUCGGGCACCCGGGCAAUAUCACAUCCCUCACACAUAUCGAAUGAGAUUUGUGUGGUGCAUAUGUAUUUGGUGCCUCCUUGUACCAAUAUCUGUGUUUUAAAAUAAAAUAAUGAUCGAAGCUAUUCUACAGUACUACUGUGUUGUUAUCUGAAAAUUUUAAUAUGGAAUUUAUCGUCAACAAGCUUCCUUCUAUAAUACACAUAGAUUUUAAUUAGUUGUAAUAUGUGUAAUCUCAUGAUCGGAUAGAUUUUCUGCUUAUUUAGAGAUUGUUUCUUUGAGAUAUUUCAAUCUCAUAUAUAGAAACAUCUUAAUCCCUUGCCAAAUUUCCUUAUGAAUUCACAUUUUUCAACUGCUUGUUUCUUCUUCUACUUGGUUGUAUGUUGUUGAAUAAAUAAUAAAUCAAGAGUAAGGCAAAUAUAAUACAUGACACUAAGUGAUAAAGCACAUACUAGAGUUGAGAAUGUAAGACGGUGUGCCUGGACUGUAGUUUAGAAAUUGAUGUCUUUAUCAGUAAUCACUCCUUAGUUCUAUUAUAUUCAAAUGUAACAAAUAGGACAACCGGUGUGAUGUUCAGUUGUGCCUACCUAUUUGGAAAUUUUUGUUUACUUAUUUAAACAUAUAAAUAUUGGUAUAAAUACACACCAAAAUGUAUAUGCACCACACAAAUCAUUGAAUUUAUGUGUGGGCUGGAAUACUGCUCAAGUGUCUAAACCAAAAUAGGAGGUUUUCUUAGGGGACCAUCACUCAGCCUCUAACCCAGGGAUCUGAUCCACAGGUUAGUGAAGCGAUGUUAAGAGGUGCAGUUUCAUGACACCCAGGGACCAACAAUCAGCAUUCGAUCUCUCAGGAUCCUGAAGUUCAUGUGAACCGUUAGUUUGGAAUCAGAGUAUUCCAACUCCCUUAGGUGUACGCUCCAUAUCCACCAACCCGGUUUAAGUAUUGGAUAUUCGCUUUUCUUCCUCUUAAUCUCGUAAACAACAACUCCAUGAGAAGAUAGUGAGUAGGACUCCCAUUUCAGUGGUUUUCUAUAUAUGCGUUGCCACAUGUGGGCAUUUCAAGAGGGAGCAGACACUCUCCUCCCUCAGCCGUACCAGGGCAUUCGGAAAACUCGGAGGCCUCAGUACUAGCGUUUCACUGAAUAUUAAAGUGUGUUUUUACCCCUCUGUAAUAGAAAACCCACCACAAAAUGUGUGAGUUCUGUUUCCAAGUUGAUAACUAAAUCGUCAACCUUAAAUUUGAAAAUCAUAAUUUUGAAGUGUAGUAUGAAAAACAAACAACAUCACAUACAAGAAUAACGGAGAUUAGACUCUACUAAAAGCUGGGCGUGUGAAACGUCUGAAAUCAUGUUAUAACAACUUUCCUCAUCAGUAUGUGGUUGUGAAGAUUAUUAUGUUUUUGAUUGAGAUCAUAAACCGAUUGAUGCUAGACCACCACUGAAAACCUGGAAGCACUUGACAGCCGUCUCAUCCUUUCGUGGGAAUCCUCAUCAGUGCGCAACCACGAUACCGCUCGCUGGAUUCGAACCCAGGGCCUUCACUCUCGCGCUCAAAUACUUAACGAUUAGACCAUUGAGCCGGCAUUCAACGGUGUUAAUGUCUAAUUUCAACCAAUCCACGAAAUCGCGCGACCAUCUUCCAUUGUUCAAUAUCAAUCGGUUCAUGAUCUCAAUCACAAUUUUCUUAGCGUACGUUAAGCUGUAGAUUUCAAGUUUACUGCUUCAAAUGGUGAUCUUAGUUGCACGUUUGCUUUGUUCCAGAGUUCAUACCACUUAAUUUUUUUCUGGUUAACGUUUUUUUAACGAGUUAGUUUUCUACGGGAUAGGGUCGCUUACUGUAUGCCCAACCCUCCUCCUUUAACCGGACUUGAGAACCGGCACUAAUCCUAGAGGGGCUUCAGGCGGAGUUAUACCAUUUACUAGCAAUAUCUCUAACAUAAAACUUCAAAUAGUAGUAUUUAUCAUCAUCAUCAUACUGAUAUGUUUGUUUAUUUUGUUUAAAUCUAGAUAAAUUUCAACAAUCAUGCUCUGUUGAUCCUGUUCCUUCUAUGAAUUGUGAAAACUAACUCCUUCUAUAAAUGGAAACAAUUAUUUUGUACAAAAUAUAAAUAUUUUUUGUUGCUGAGAUUCUAGCAUUUUUGUUAUGAUGAAUAUUAUUGAAUAGAAAAUGAAGAGAAUUCAGCGAAGAAAAAUUUUCUCUUCUCGACGAAAACAUUCAGUUAAUCUAUACAUUCGUAUUUAUGUCAAUAUAUAAUCAUUGAGCCGGGAUUAUAUGGAAGUCCUACUCACUACUUUUUCACGGUGAGAGUGUUGUUCACGAAAUCAAGAGGACGAAAAGAGAAUGUCCAGUGCUUUAACCGGGUUGGUGGAUAUGGAGGGUUCACUUAGAGGAGUUGAAAACCCUAAAACCAAAUCAAUGGUGCAUAUGGGUUCCACAAUCUUGAAGAAAUAAAUGGCGUAUGAACCAAUUGUUGGUUACCGGCUACCAUGGGAC